CGACGCACACCGCUCCCGGAGAGGCUGCGAGGCCGAGAUGGCGUCUGCUGCUCGGUUGCUGGGGAGGCGGGUGCUGAGCUGGAGGCUGCUGCCCCCCGGCGUGCCCCUCGCGGGCCGCGCGCCCCGGCGAGCCCACUCCCUGCUGCCCGUGGACGACGCGAUCAACGGGCUGAACGAGCAGCAGAAGCAGCUUCGUCAGAUGAUGGCUAAGUUCCUUCAGGAGAACCUAGCUCCCAAGGCCCAGGAGAUUGAUCAGACCAAUGAUUUCAAGAACAUGCGCGAGUUCUGGCGGCAGCUGGGGAACCUGGGCGUGCUGGGCAUCACAGCACCAGUUCAGUACGGCGGCUCUGGCUUGGGCUACCUGGAACAUGUGCUGGUGAUGGAGGAGAUAUCUCGGGCUUCUGGAGCCGUGGGGCUCAGCUAUGGCGCCCACUCCAACCUCUGCAUCAACCAGAUUGUGCGCAACGGCAAUGAAGCCCAGAAGGAGAAAUACCUCCCCAAGCUGAUCAGUGGAGAAUACAUCGGAGCCCUGGCCAUGAGUGAGCCCAAUGCCGGCUCUGACGUUGUCUCCAUGAAGUUGAAGGCGGAAAAGAAAGGAGAUCAUUAUAUCCUGAAUGGGAACAAGUUCUGGAUCACUAAUGGCCCUGAUGCCGAUGUCCUCAUUGUCUACGCCAAGACGGAUCCCGCUGCUGUGCCAGCCUCCCGGGGCAUAACAGCCUUUAUCGUGGAGAAGGGCAUGCCUGGCUUCAGCACCUCCAAGAAGCUGGACAAGCUGGGAAUGAGAGGCUCUAACACCUGUGAGCUUAUCUUUGAAGACUGUAAAGUUCCUGCUGCCAGCAUCCUGGGCCAGGAGAGUAAAGGGGUGUACGUGCUGAUGAGCGGGCUGGACCUGGAGCGCCUGGUGCUGUCGGGCGGGCCCCUAGGGCUCAUGCAGGCCGUCCUGGACCACACCAUUCCCUACCUGCACGUGCGGGAAGCCUUCGGCCAGAAGAUCGGCCACUUCCAGCUGAUGCAGGGAAAGAUGGCUGACAUGUACACUCGCCUCAUGGCCAGUCGGCAGUACGUCUACAAUGUGGCCAAGGCCUGUGACGAGGGCCACUGCACUCCCAAGGACUGCGCCGCCGUGAUUCUGUACGCAGCCGAGUGCGCCACACAGGUUGCCCUGGAUGGCAUUCAGUGUCUGGGUGGCAAUGGCUACAUCAACGACUUUCCCAUGGGCCGCUUUCUUCGCGAUGCCAAGCUGUAUGAGAUUGGCGCUGGCACCAGUGAGGUGAGGCGGCUGGUGAUCGGCAGAGCCUUCAACGCCGACUUCCACUAGAGCCACGCCUGCCGCCGGAGCGCCCGCACCUAGGGGCCGCCUCUGACGCGAGCGAGCGAGCGAGCGAGCGAGCGAGGCUGCCCAGCGGCCUGGCUACGGGCCUCACCCCCGGGCCAGGAAAGCUGCAAGUGGACUGUUGUGGAAGUGCAUCGCUCUCCUGGGGGGGGGGAGCUCGGUGAACUCUGGCUCUUCAGCG
This is a messenger RNA of Dipodomys ordii (Ord's kangaroo rat), 1514 nucleotides long. RefSeq names its product isovaleryl-CoA dehydrogenase (gene Ivd). The coding region runs from base 38 to 1318 and encodes 426 amino acids. The record is from RefSeq and is a predicted model, not a curated record. NCBI's taxonomy places the organism in Eukaryota, Metazoa, Chordata, Mammalia, Rodentia, Heteromyidae. Gene Ontology annotation, molecular function: flavin adenine dinucleotide binding; 3-methylbutanoyl-CoA dehydrogenase activity. The transcript has 12 exons. Gene Ontology annotation, cellular component: mitochondrion. Gene Ontology annotation, biological process: L-leucine catabolic process.